CACUAUCUAUACGGGAUGAUUCACUGGCUCAGAGUCAGUUUCAUUCACACCACCCUCUUCCUGGAAGACCUUCACAGGGGCUCUUCAGCUGAUAUCUCCCACUAGAACGUCUUCUACUUUCUUUUCUUUGUUUUCUACCCAUUCGCCCUGCCCGAGAUUGUGGUCGAACAAGAUCUUCGGGCUACUUGACUGUCAUGCACCGCCAACAACGUACCGAUCUUUUAAUAACCCGCUAUUACUACCAUUCCGCUCCGAAGAUGCUGUCACGUUCCACGACAACGGGGAACGACGAGUCGACGCCGAUAACCGAGUUGUCAUCAUCACGCUCAUCCGCUGCUGAGAGCAUGCGAAUCACCCCCGACCCUGUCCCGCCGUCAACCGUGCUAGCCAUGACAGGCCAGUACCCCCCACAGACCUACAGAGGACUACAAGAUCUCAAUAGAGAGAUCGUCGCUCUUCAGGACCGGCUAAGGCAGCGCGACGCCAACCAGUACCUGUCGUUCAAACAUGUGUCGGCCGCGGAUCUCCAUUCGUUGGAAGAAAGUCGCGAUCAGUUGCUAGGGGCGGUUCGUCUCACCUACUUCCCCGACAUUGAGACCCUUUUGAUCAAGGUUCCAACUCUCCACCAUGAGAAGGCGCACCGCAGUUUUGCCGAGGAGACCGUCACUGCUUUGACGAACAUGGGGGUCCGCGUCAUGGAGCGUGAACCUACCGGGGCCGGGCGAUACACGGCGCGCUCGGCUUCUCGGAAGGAAGCAGACUCUUCGUACAGGAAUGGACUGCUGAGACCGACCGGCACCGACUGGCCCCAUUUUGUAAUUGAGAGCGGGCUCUCCGAAUCGUUAUUCCGACUCCGCCAGGAUGUUAACUGGUGGAUUGCGAAUUCAGGCGGCAGCGUGUUGCUCGUCUUGCUCCUGAAAGUCUCACGGUCAGAUCAGACGCUCACGAUAGAAAAAUAUUUCCCGCAGCGCCAGCCAGUCACUCGGGCGCGCGUUGCCGCCGGCGGAUCUGGCUUUAUUCCCCAACGCAUCACCAAAACGGUGGUCAAGGUGGGAACUACACCCCCCUCUGUUCAGGGACCACCGGUUGUGCUAGAGUUCAACCGAGUGAUUGGCAGACAGCCAGUAGCCCCGCGUGAGAGGGAUGUGGUCUUUGCGCAUGCAACAUUGAUCGAACUCGCACUCAUGAUCUUCAAAUGACUUGCUGUCUCUUCCACAAUCUCAAGCUUUCUGAACGCAGGUUUCGUUGGUAGAAUGAGCAGGGAGGACGUUUUCUUUUCUCUCUCUCUCUCUUUUGCUGUCUCCUUUGUGCCCACCAUGAUUCAUCCAUUUCCUUCAAGAGAAACGAAACUUCUCAAGCUCCUCCACUCCAUCUGAUCUAGUGCAUGAUUUUUG
Aspergillus brunneoviolaceus CBS 621.78 is the source of this 1394-nucleotide messenger RNA. RefSeq lists its product as uncharacterized. The record is from RefSeq and is a predicted model, not a curated record. Lineage: Eukaryota; Fungi; Ascomycota; Eurotiomycetes; Eurotiales; Aspergillaceae. The coding region runs from base 195 to 1199 and encodes 334 amino acids. The transcript has 2 exons.